UCGUUGACAACAGCUCGUAACACGAACGAAGGUUCAUUGGAACAACGGGCUGUUACAAUCAAGCAGCAAAACAACGUGAAGAACUAUCUGUUCAGUGCUUUCUUGCUUCUCGGACUAAGCUUGGGGUCGCAGAGGUAUAGACUAUGUUCAUUUGGUCGUCACUUCACCUGUGCCUUUUAUAAUCGUACAAAGGACAAGACAUUCACAGAACUGACGUCCUACCAAACAUCACAUCAUGGCCAGUCUAGCAGACAAACUUCAGAAGCUUCUGGAGGCCUUGAUCAGCUCAAGGGUCGGAGUAAAACCGUCUCGCCCCCCGACACACUUCUUUCGGAGCAACCCGACCGUAACUUACAACCAGGCGGGUAGUAUGGAGUUCAACACAUGGACAGGGGCUUACGGUGACGUAUUGGGAGAAGGAAAUGAUACUCGUAGGAAAAUUAAGCCAACAAGCAGCGAACUGUCAGCUGACCCUGACCACGUCAGCGGUAAAACAUUAGACACGUCCCAGAGUCUUUCUACAGAAGACAAUACCAGGCAGUACGAUGAACACCUUCAGAAAGGUAACAAGGCUGUACAGAGGGGAGACCUGGACUCGGCAGAGAAGCACUUUGCAUCAGCACUCAGGCUUGUACAUGCCAGAGAUCCUACAGGUGUACAGUAUGAAAAUGAAGUCCUGCCUCUGCACAAGUUGGGCGAUGUCUACUGCAGGCGAGGCUGUCAAACAGGAGACGGGGGAGACUUUGUCAAGGCAGCAGCACUAUACCAUGCAUCACUGGCCAGGUCAAAGGUACACGAUGAGACCCUUAAAAAUGCAAUUAAAGAAACAGAAGUGCUGUUUCUUAAACAUGCCUUAAAGAUAGAUCAGAAAGGGAAUCCACAUGAAACGAAGAAUCACAAGAAACAGCUAAACAAAGUCCGCAAACAAAUCAAGCUAGAAGUAGAAUCACUUUACGAACAGAGGUUCCCCUUUCUUGAUGAUAAUAAGGAGGAGGAACAGAUGUUUGUAACGUUCGUAAAUAUGAUAGAAGCAAAAGAACUUAGAAGAAAGCAAGUGCAUCGGAUGGAAGCCGAUAGGGCUGACUCUGUCAGGCAGUUGUUUGAGAAAAUUACAAAAGGCAGGAAGAAGUUUAUAAUACAGCUAGUAGAUGAGUGUAUCUCAAUAAUGGGUCCCCCUCCUUGUAAGUAUGCCCUGAUAGGUUUGGGUUCACAGGCCGCAGGACUGGUAACUCCGUACUCGGACCUGGAGUUUGCCAUCUUAGUAGACGAGGAAAAAGGAGGAAAUGUCACGUAUUUCCGACGAUUGACUCACUUCCUACACCUCAAGGUGGUCAAUCUGGGAGAAACCAUCCUCCCAGCCUUGGCGAUAAAAAGUCUGAAUGACCCACAUGACAACUGGUACUAUGACUCUGUUACACCACGUGGGUUUGCCUAUGAUGGUUUCAUGCCAAAAGCCAGCAAGACUCCACUGGGCAGGCAAGGAAGUGAACUCAUCCGCACCCCGAAGAACAUGGCUGGUAUCUUAGAAACAGACUUUUCGCUGUACCUGAAGGAAGGGUAUCACCUCUGUAGCGUCCUGAGAAAUGUCUGUUUGAUCACGGGAGAGCAGAGUUUAGUGGAUGACUAUGGCGCCCUUGUGGCCGAAAGACUGCUGACCAGUGGUGGAGAAAUGGCUCAACAACUGGCAAAGCAGACGAUUCGCGAGAAUUUUAAAAACGCGCUAAUUCAAAGACCAACUGCCGUCUUAUUAGAUGUAAAGAAACAAAUCUACCGCUCUCCAUCACUUGCAGUUGACAUUUUGGCACUUAGUUCAAAUAUUGUACCCUCUACGGUUUGGCAAACAAUUGAAGAGAUGGAAACUAAAGAAAUUAUCAGUGCAGAAAAUGCGCACCACCUGAAGGUACUGGUCAGCAUCUCAGCAGAACUCAGGCUCAGAACCUACAUUGAAAAUGGCGGACAGAAGGAGAACUUGUCAGCCUUGUCAACAUUCAAAACAUCGCAACAGAACAGUGAUGAACAGAGCAUUGAAUUACAAAAGGUGUUCCACAUUCCUGAUGUAAACCAGCUGUUCAGAUAUUACUUAACAGCGAUACCUUUAAACCAGUAUCUGUCACAUGAACCAUGUCUCCUCAGUCAAAAUGGCCUGCUGAAUAACAUAACAUUAUUUGAAAACUCACCAUCAGUGAAAGGGGACAUGUACCUCUUGUUAGGAUAUGACAGAGAAGCUCUCAGAUGUUAUGCAAAGGUCCGUCUGGUGGAUGGCCACAUUGAAAUCAAUUCGGGAUCAGCGUUGAAAAACUUGGGAGAUCACACAAGCAUGACAAAGGCAAUCGGCUGCUUCCAAAGAGCACUGCAAAAGUACCGGAAACUUCAUGCACCGACUACUGACCAUCCUGAUAUUGCCAUGUGCUUAGUCAAGCUUGGGUCAGUCUAUUACGACUUGGCUGAUUUUGGGAAGGUAAUUAGUUACUCAGAGAAAGGACUGGCCAUGUACAGGGUAGUUAAUGACCAGGAUACAACAAACUCUGACGUACACUCUGGUAUUACUGAUGCACUAACCUUGCUAGGGUUGUCUUAUGAUAAGCUUGAUAACUACGAGCAAGCACUCCGCCAAUUCGAACAGUUAUUGGAAAUGCAUCAGAAUUUCCAUGAGGGAAAAGCACAUCCCGAUAUUGCCACCGCGUUUCACAACAUAGGUUUAGUUUGGGGCAAUAAGGGUGAGCAUAAGAAAGCCAUCAACUUUCUUGAACAAGGCCUGAAGAUGAGGAAUAUUUUGUAUGGUCAGUAUACAGCUCAUGGCGAUAUAGCGGUAUCUUUAAACAUGCUGGGAGCAACCUUGCAUAAGCUGGGGAAUCCUCAGAAGUCUAUCUAUUACGCAGAGUUAGCGCUGAAAACGUACAGGAUUUUGUAUGGCGAGACGGCAGCACAUCCCUACAUUGCACAUUCACUUAGUAGUCUUUCAACAUCGUGGAAAAAUCUGGACCCAAUGCAGGCAAUCAAGUACGCACAACAGGGAGUGGAUAUGAGAAGAAGACUCCAUACCGACGCACACCCUGACACUGCCGGUGCUCUUGAUAACCUCGGGUCUGCUUGGUGGAUCUCGAAGAAUCAUAAGGAAGCAAUCAGAUGCUACGAAGAAGCGCUGCAAAUUUUACAAACGGUCUAUGGUCCUGAUAAACCGCAUACAACCAUUGCCAAUAGCCUUAAUAACCUGGGGACAGCUUGGUUAGGCCUAGGCAAUCAUCGGAAGGCAAUAGCGUACCUUGAUCAGGCACUGCAGAUGGAAAAAUCCAUUCAUGGUCCAAAUGUAGCACAUCCUAAUAUUUCUAACGGACUCAAUAACAUUGGAUUUGCUUAUCAUAGUUUGGGGGAUUACAGACAAGCCAUUCAGUACUAUGAACAGGCUCUGCAGAUGUACAAAUCUGUGUAUGGUGAAGACACAGCUCAUCCUAAUAUUACUAGCACGGAAAUGAUGUUGGCACGUGCGGCUUCAAAUAAGCCGUGUAGAUGAAAUGAAC
Messenger RNA from Branchiostoma belcheri (Belcher's lancelet), 3518 nucleotides. RefSeq lists its product as uncharacterized. Gene Ontology annotation, molecular function: protein binding; [protein-PII] uridylyltransferase activity. The transcript is spliced from 5 exons. The coding region runs from base 236 to 3511 and encodes 1091 amino acids. The record is from RefSeq and is a predicted model, not a curated record. Lineage: Eukaryota; Metazoa; Chordata; Leptocardii; Amphioxiformes; Branchiostomatidae.